GCCGGUGCGCCUGCCUCACUGUGCCGCAGCCGUCGCCACGGCCAGCUCCACCCUCUCUACCUGCAGCACCAACCACUGUUCCUCGGCUACUACUCCUACUCGGCGCGAAACCUUAUCCUUUCCCCGUAUGCUCAGCCCGCCACUAGGGAGCAAGAAACACAACACGCGUGCCACCAACGCAGCGAGCUCAGAGCCCUCAGAUACGCAUCAGUUGGCAGGCUGGGCCGCAGCGGCAAAGCUGCGGAGGGGGAGAGUGAUAAGUAGUAGAGUGGGGCGGGGGCGGGGUGUUGGUACACGCGCAGCCCGCGAGUAGACGAUACAUACCGCGCGUUGCUUGCCACACCGGGGGAAGCGGCCGCGAGCGCACGCGCGGGGCGAGCGGGCGAAGCUAGCUAGCUAUCUAGUGCCCGUCGGCCGGCCGCGAGCCCGCCCGCCAUGUCGGCGCUAGUGGACGCGCUGUGCGCGCCGCCAGGCGACGCCGCGGCGCUCAUCUACGACACCUUCAACGCCGCCAGCUUCCUCUUCGACGGGCCCGCGGCGGCGGCGGCGCUGUACGACGGCGCCGGCAUUGUCGAGUGCCCACCGCCGCCGCCCGCGCAGCAGCAGCAGGCGGCCGAGGCCGCGGGGGAGACGACGCAGGCGGCGACGUCGUCGGCGCCGGCCAGGGUCAGGAAGCGGCGCCGGUGGGCGCGGAGCUGCAAGUCCAGGGAGGAGACCGAGACCCAGCGGAUGAUGCACAUCGCCGUGGAGCGCAACCGCCGCCGCCAGAUGAACGAGUACCUCGCCGUGCUCCGCUCCCUCAUGCCGGAGCCCUACGUCCAGAGGGGCGACCAAGCUUCCAUUGUCGGAGGGGCCAUCGAGUUCGUGAAGGAGCUCGAGCAGCAGCUGCAGUGCCUCGAGGCGCAGAAGCGAACGCUGCUGGUUCAUCAGCACAAGGCGGCCAAGCCCGACGCGACGCCGAUGCAUCACUCCACCACCACCACCAGCAGCACCAAGGCCGCAGCCGGCACCACGGCCUGCGUGGAGCCCGCGGCGGCGGCGACGACGACGAGCAACUGCAGCAGCAGCGUGACCGAGGACGCGGCCGACCACGCGCCGCCGCCCCCGUUCGCUCAGUUCUUCUCGUACCCGCAGUACGUGUGGUGCCACUCGCCGCGCGACCCCGCGUCGUCGUCGGCGGCGGAGGACGGCGGCGGGCGGCCGGGGGUGGCCGACAUCGAGGUGACCCUGGUGGAGACGCACGCCAGCCUCCGCGUGAUGAUGCCGCGGCGGCCCGGGCAGCUGCUCGGCCUCGUCGCCGGGCUGCAGGCGCUCCGCCUCGGCGUGCUCCACCUAAGCGUCACCGCGCUCGAGUCCCUGGUCCUCUACUCCAUCAGCGUCAAGGUGGAGGAAGGGUGCGGCCUGGCGACGGUGGAGGACAUCGCCGCCGCCGCGCACCACGUGCUCUGCCUCAUCGACGCCGCCGAGCCCGCCGAGCAGCAGGUGCUCGCCGCCUCGGACCCGCGAUAGGGCCGCCUCCCCGCGAGGGGAGCCGGCCGACGACGACGUCCCCGGCGAUCGAGGAGACAGGAGAUCGAGAGCCAUUUGAUGCAGGUGCCGUGGCUCCGGUCACGCACACGGCCGGGUCCUUUCGGCCGAGGCGGCCAAGCGGGCUUGUGAGCGAGCGAUGCCGAGCGCGCCUCGUGUGUUUGCCGUGCGUGCGUGUCCCCCCGUUUUUUCUGUGGACGGAACUCCCGUUCUGCAGGGUUCGGUGGAACGCCUCGAGGUAACUGUGUAGUUUGUUUUUUUUUUGUUUUCUUUCUUCACUUUUUUUUGUUUUUCAAGUAGAUGUCCAAGCGUGUUGUUAGUGUCGUCGCAUUGUUUCGCCUCUCAUUUUUUAUGUGUAAGGUUAGCUUCUCCAGCUCCGUAUUGCUCACAAGAAUCCACAUUCCACAGCUCUUCGAACAGUCACUUUUUUUUUUGAGAGGACUUCGAGCA
This is a messenger RNA of Panicum virgatum (switchgrass), 1977 nucleotides long. Its product is annotated as transcription factor bHLH94-like. NCBI's taxonomy places the organism in Eukaryota, Viridiplantae, Streptophyta, Magnoliopsida, Poales, Poaceae. The record is from RefSeq and is a predicted model, not a curated record. Gene Ontology annotation, biological process: regulation of transcription by RNA polymerase II. Bases 436 to 1509 code for a protein of 357 amino acids. Gene Ontology annotation, molecular function: DNA-binding transcription factor activity, RNA polymerase II-specific; protein dimerization activity; RNA polymerase II cis-regulatory region sequence-specific DNA binding. The transcript has 3 exons.